AUGAGCAACAUGAACGGCACAUCUGCUUCUGCGAGCUCCACGAGCUCAUCAGGGCUGGUGCUGCACCAUCUCGAGCUGAGUCGAUCCAACCGCAUCCUGUUCUUGCUCGAAGAGCUUCAAGUGCCUUACGAGGUCAAGGUCUAUAAGCGCGAUCCCGUCACACGGCUCGCGGGCGACGACCUCAAGCAGGUGCACCCACUCGGUCGCUCUCCCGUGCUAGCCGACGGAGGCCUUGUCAUCAUCGAGACGAACGCGAUCAUCGAGCAUCUUUUGCUGCACUACUACGACCCCGCCCGUGUCUCGCUCGGUCCGCAACUCGGCCAAAAGACGCAGGCUAGCAUCGAUCUGUCGGCGUGGAUCCAGUUCGGCGAGGCAUCCGUCAUGCUGCACGGCAUUUCUAUGAUGUAUGCGAUCAAGGGCGGGGCAGCGUCCGAGGACGGUUCGGCAGGCGUGGAGAAGGUGUCUGCUCGAGGCAUCAAGGCGGAUCUGGCGUAUGUCGAGGAGACACUGCAGAAGAACCGAGGACAGCUGGUGGCAGGGUAUGAUUUCACGGCGGCGGAUUGUGCGAUGCUGGUCAGUGUCGAUAUGGUGUGGCACAUCUUGUGCUUGAAGUCGGAGCAGUGGCGUAGCAAUCUGGGGCUGGAGCUGGGACCCGCGACCAAAGCGUGGAUGGACAAGUGCAUGAAGCGACCAGCCUUUCGGGCUGCUCUGCGCAAGGAAGGCGUUCCCGAGGGUCAGAGUGACUGGUUGGCAGCAUACUUUGGCGGUGCCAACUCCGCUUCCUCCUCGCAAGCAUGCAAGAAGGCGAGAAAGAGCCUCUUCCGACCCUGCAUCGAUCUGCACGAGGGCGUAGUCAAACAGAUUGUUGGAGGAACGCUCACCGAUACCGACUCAACGCUCAAGACCAACUUUGUCGCAACCCACAGCCCGGCCCACUUCGCCUCGCUCUACCGCCAGCACAAGCUCACGGGUGGACACGUGAUUAAGCUCGGACCGCGCAACGACGAGGCUGCUACUGCCGCGGUUUCGGCGUGGCCGCAAGGGCUGCACGUCGGUGGCGGCAUCAACGGCGACAACGCAUCCGAGUGGCUGCAGAAGGGCGCAGAAAAGGUGAUCGUCACGUCGUACCUCUUCCCUCAGUGCAAGUUCAGCCUGGAACGACUGCAGGACCUGAGUGCGCAGGUGGGCAAGCAGAGGCUAGUGGUGGAUGUGAGUUGCCGGAAGAAGGGCGAUCGGUGGAUCGUGGCGAUGAACCGGUGGCAGGAUAUGACGGAUAUGGAGGUGAACAAACAGAGUCUGGAUCUGCUGGCGGAACACUGCAGCGAGUUCUUGAUCCAUGCUGCGGAUGUGGAAGGGCUAUGCCAAGGGAUCGACCAGGAGUUGGUGGAAAAGCUCGGGGAGUGGGUGACCAUCCCGACGACGUAUGCGGGUGGGGCACGACAUAUUGGCGAUCUCGAGCUGGUCGACCGUCUGUCACACGGCAAGGUGGAUCUCACGUUUGGCAGCGCCCUCGACAUCUUUGGAGGCACCGGUGUCACGUUGGACGAGCUGGUGCGUUGGAACGAUGGUGCCCACAACAAGAACGCCUAG
Sporisorium graminicola is the source of this 1590-nucleotide messenger RNA. RefSeq lists its product as uncharacterized. Gene Ontology annotation, molecular function: 1-(5-phosphoribosyl)-5-[(5-phosphoribosylamino)methylideneamino]imidazole-4-carboxamide isomerase activity. Lineage: Eukaryota; Fungi; Basidiomycota; Ustilaginomycetes; Ustilaginales; Ustilaginaceae. Gene Ontology annotation, biological process: L-tryptophan biosynthetic process; L-histidine biosynthetic process. Gene Ontology annotation, cellular component: cytoplasm. The coding region runs from base 1 to 1590 and encodes 529 amino acids. The record is from RefSeq and is a predicted model, not a curated record. The transcript has a single exon.